Capsicum annuum is the source of this 1271-nucleotide messenger RNA. RefSeq lists its product as uncharacterized. The record is from RefSeq and is a predicted model, not a curated record. NCBI's taxonomy places the organism in Eukaryota, Viridiplantae, Streptophyta, Magnoliopsida, Solanales, Solanaceae. Bases 203 to 964 code for a protein of 253 amino acids. The transcript is spliced from 2 exons. Gene Ontology annotation, cellular component: chloroplast thylakoid membrane.
GUAAACAACUUUUAUUGGAGGAUAAUUACGGCUCUCUAUCAGCACCGUUCAUUUUGGAAACUGAAGGCAAAGCAGAAAACUGCUCUCAAUUUUAUUCUUCAUAUCUCCUGCGCUUCAGUUUAAACAAAGUUUACAUUGCAAGAUUUCAUGGUUGGGCUGUAAAACUAUAUUUGAGCAUCCACACGCAAUAAAGAGGAAGUCCAUGGCUGCUUCUUUGAAUUCUCUCCUGGGCUUUCCCUCAAUUCUGCAGGCAAAUUACUGUAAUCUCUCUAGGAGUGCCUCACUGCAGAAUGCUCCACACUAUCCAUCUUCCUUUCAGAUGCUGGGGUUAAAAAGAUGUGUGCCAGUCACUAGACAGAAUUUAUUUCUUUUAGUUGCUAAAAGUGAUCGUCUUGAAAGGGGAGUUAGUUAUACGGACUCUGUAAAUGCUGAAGGCUCAUACUCUGAAGCUAUUACACCAACUGUGACUACAUCAUCCUUUGAAUCUUCAAAAACAGAGGUUGAAGUGCAGCCCAGUGGUCAAACUGAGUCGGCAGCGCAAGAAGCUAAAGUUUCAAAUGGAUCUGCAACUUCUGCAAACUUGCAACAGGAAGCAGCUUCUUCCAGUCCAAAGCCAACUUUGAAGAGAUCUCCAUUGACAGCAAGAGAGAAACUUAGGGCAGCCCGGGUUCUCAGCCGGUACAAUGAAUCAAAGGCCUCCUCUAAACCUCAGCUGGGUAGCAAACUUAUUGAGGCCUUACGAGAAAGUGAGAAGGGGAAAAAGAGACCUGGACUUCCAGAGGCGCCUACAAAUUUGUUCGAUGAUAGCAAAAGAGGGAUGCCAAAACCAGGAUGGACUUUUGAGUUUCCAGGAGGAUUUGAUGUCUUCCUUCUUGUAUUUUCAUUUGUAUUCAUCAGCACAGUUAUGUUUGCUACAACAUACAUUGUGUGGAAGGUUGGUGCUAUCCAUUUCAACGAGUAUUGAGGUAGAUGGUUAUGUAUAGCUGGUUUCCUUGGUUUUUGGGACAUGGUACUGGGAUACCCCAUCCACAAGCACCCGAGAUGAGCAGAGCUUUGUGUAGAAUAUGUGCUUUAUUUUCAUGGCUAAGAAUUGUACUUUUCGCUCCAGUCUAAGGUUCUUUUGAAUCUAAAGAUCCCAGGUGGGUAGGGAUGGCCGCGUGCAGUUGAAUACAAAAGUGUAGUCUUCAACACUAUUUUAUGGAACUGUCUUGUUGCCUUAUAUUUGGUUUAUGAUUUUUGAUUGAUGAAGUUAAAUGUACAGUAAAUUUGCA